AUGCUACCACUUAGUAAGAAUGGAUUGUAUACUAUGAUACCAUUCAUUUCUCAGCUAAUUUCGAAAAACAUACUGGGAAUUUUAGCGGAUUACCUUAAAAGGAAUGAAAUUAUUGGACAUACAAAAUGUGCUAAAAUCUUCCAGUCAGUCGGUUCAUUCGGAUCUGCAGCCGUGCUAAUAGCGCUUGCUACGCUACCAAGCUGUGAAAAUCCUUACCUCGCACUUCCGUUGCUUGGAUUAUACGGGACUUUUUUCUCUGCCGGUAUUUGUGGAUUUUUUACAUGUCUUUUGUGCAUAGCACCUCCGUUUUCUGGAACAGUCUCGUCGAUCGCAAUGAUAUUUGGUAUGCUGGGAAAUAUUAGCGGACCAUUGAUGUUGGGUUUAGUUUCCAAAAUGGGCUUCAGUAAUAAAUGGGUAAUCUCAUUCGUGAUCUGCAGUGGAUUCAGUUUUCUUGCAGGAGUAGUUUUUUUGAUAUUCGGAUCAGCGAAAGUGCAGCAGUGGGCAAAAGUGCAACCGCCUAAGUCUACUUCGGCUUAG
Necator americanus (New World hookworm) is the source of this 537-nucleotide messenger RNA. RefSeq lists its product as uncharacterized. Gene Ontology annotation, molecular function: transmembrane transporter activity. The coding region runs from base 1 to 537 and encodes 178 amino acids. The transcript has 6 exons. Gene Ontology annotation, biological process: monoatomic anion transport. Lineage: Eukaryota; Metazoa; Nematoda; Chromadorea; Rhabditida; Ancylostomatidae. Gene Ontology annotation, cellular component: membrane. The record is from RefSeq and is a predicted model, not a curated record.